AGAUUGUUGAGUGUGGUACAUUGUGCGUUCUUUGGUUACGCUAAUUAUCGGAUUGUGUGAUAAGACAAACCGCCACCCUGCAUGAAUAGCUUGGCACCUUCGCGUACAUCGAUGUUCACAGAGUUCGCUAUUAUCGUGCCCUUGAAAUCCGUGUCAUUGGAUCAGAGAAUUACUUAAAUGCCGGGUCUAUUUUUAACCUUGUAGCCAGAAGAGAAGAACCUAGAACGGGUCGGAACAGGCUGAAAGCAAAACAAACCGUCGCAUUUAUAGUGCUGUCCGAUAGUGCAACCAGAAGACAAAGUACUUGAGGCGGUUCUAUCUAGGUGCUGCAUAGUCUUGUUGCUCAGACGAAACCGAAAAGAUAAGCCUCCAAGAUAAGUGAUGUUUCAGGAAACAUAUUGAGUUUAAGCUUGUGCGUCUGUAGUUGUGUGAAAAAUUUUAUUGCUCAUACGUUUCGUUUCUGAUUCGAUUGUUUGUAAUGCAGAGAAGCAUAAGUACGGAGGCAAUUACAUGAGAAGGAAAAAACGCAUCUCGAACCAAACAAUCGAAGAGCUGUGAGGAAAAAACAGCAUAUUCUUAAUUAAGCUCGAACGGAAUAUUGAUUAAAAUUGAAGCCAAUUAAGUUGUGCCGGCCCACGUGGUGUUUACAAACAAAUACCGGCGCGUCAGAGCUUUGAAUAUUUGUACAACUGUGCGCUGUGUUACGCCGCCGCCGCCGUCAGCUAGGCUGAUUUGAGAAGCAACGCCUCGGCUGUGAUUGGCUUCAUUGAUACCAGAGAGGAAAUUACUCAGUGAUUUUUUAGUAGUCAAGAAGCGGUUUCAUAUUCUACUCAGACGCUUUAAAAACUUCAGUCCAGACUGAUUGCAAAACCAGUACGAUUCAGUUGAACCUAAUUUAAGUGAGAGUAGCCGAUUUGUCAGAUAAGUCUGUCAGCCAUCCCACCUGGACGGCUAGACGCCCUGCAUCGGAAUGCCAUCGUCAAGCCACUCGUGAAUCCGCAAGGUGAUUCGACGUGUUAAGAUUUGCUGGAGUUCGUACAGCGAUUCCCAAGAUAAAUACUAGCGCAUGUUAUCACCAUUUCACCUGACUUGCGUCACAACUCCUCCCAGUUCUUCGAUGUAGUUGGCAAAGACUUGCGUUACGCAUCAAGAUAUUUUUCUCCCACCGGACCAAACGAUGUCGGUUACCAUCAUACUGUUCUACACGUUCGUCACAGUAUUUAUGCUGAUGGCGUACAGCCCAAAGCCCCGCAAAAUGCUGGAGUCGAUCAAAAGCUUCCUACUGCAACUAGUACACCUGAGCGACAAGUGCGCUGCAACAUCGCAAGCAACCGUCACUGGUGGUCAAGCAGAGCAAUGCAGCAAAAAGUAUACUGUGUGGGAUAUACCGGGUCCCACACGAUUGCCGCUGGUCGGCACAAAGUGGGUUUACUAUACGGGGCGGUAUAAGCUUAGCAAAAUGCACGAUGCUUUCGUGGAUUUGCACAGACGCUACGGAAACAUUGUGUUGGAGGUUGACAGUGUUCCAAUUGUCAAUUUGUUCGACCGUACUGAUAUUGAAAAGGUUCUGCGGUAUCCUAGCAAAUAUCCGUACCGACCGCCAACGGAAAUCGUUGAGUAUUACAGACGCAGUCGGCCGGACCGAUUUGCUAGCACCGGAAUAGUAAACACGCAAGGUGAGCAAUGGCACGAAAUGCGAGUAAAGUUAACUACGAGCAUUACCUCGAGGAAGGUUCUACAAGCCUUUGUACCAACCUUGAAUCAAAUCUGCGACGAGUUCGUUGAAUUGAUCCGCCGGAAACGAGAUGAGAAUCAAUGCGUGAAAGACUUUCAGGACGUGGCGAACACAGUGGGUCUCGAAAUAAUCUGCUGCUUGGUUUUGGGGCGUCGUAUGGGUUAUAUGAGUGGAGAUAAGUUGAAGAAUGAGAAAUUCGCCAAAUUGGCGGAAGCUGUCAAGUCUAGCUUUGUGUUCAUCAGUAAAAGCUACUACGGACUAAAGCUGUGGAAAUAUUUCCCGACAGAUCUGUAUAAAGACUACGUGCGCUGCGAAGAGAUUAUCUAUGAUACGAUCGCUGAAAUUGUUUACGAAGCCUUGGCGGAAGAACAGAAAGUUUGCAAUGAUGACGAUAUGCGAAGUAUCUUUUUCAGCAUUUUACAAACUGAAGGAUUGGACAUUAAAGAUAAAAUUGCUGGUAUUAUUGAUUUGAUUCACGCUGCUAUCGAAACGUUUUCCAAUACAUUAUCAUUUCUAUUGAAUAAUUUGAGUCAACAUCCCGAUAAACAAACCCGAAUCGCGCAGGAGUUUCAUGGAUGCGAGGAAAUUAUAACUACUAAUGAAAUGGCAUCUGCUGCUUAUACUAAGGCCUGCAUUAAAGAGUCCUACCGUGUGUCACCAACUACACCAUGUUUGGCCCGAAUUCUGGAGGAAGACUUUACACUGUCUGGCUACCAUCUUAAUGCUGGGACAGUUGUUCUUUGCCAUACACGAGUAUCGUGUCAACAAGAGGAAAAUUUCAACCAAGCUGAAAAAUACCUGCCAGAGCGCUGGCUAGAGCAAAUGGACGAGAAUCAGAAUAUCUACAAAAUUGACGAACCUGGAACGUCCCUAGUGCUUCCGUUUGGGACGGGGCGACGAAUGUGUCCUGGUCACAGAAUCAUAGACAUUGAACUGACGCUAAUUGUAGCGAAGUUAUUUCAGCAAUUUGAAAUCGAAUACCACAGCCGGCUGGACACGCAGUUCCAGUUUCUGCUGGCUCCCGGCACACCGAUAGAGAUUAUAUUUAGAGAUCGAAACUGAGAUGAAGACUUCACGAGGAAGUUCUACUUCAUUUCUGCACCUUACUUUCCUAACAUCUGUUAUCUAUUGUGAUUAAGAGUUUAGUAUCUAAUUCUACCAUACCAUAACGGUAGCCAGACUUGGAUGAUAGCUAAAGAUAAAUUUUGAAAAUCAUAUUGAUUAUGUCUGUCGAAACAGAUUGUUGAUCUGUGUACUAGUACUGAUUUAUAUAAAGCAAUUGGACUAUUUUGUAUCAGUAUAAUU
This is a messenger RNA of Sabethes cyaneus, 3040 nucleotides long. RefSeq names its product ecdysone 20-monooxygenase (gene shd). Lineage: Eukaryota; Metazoa; Arthropoda; Insecta; Diptera; Culicidae. Gene Ontology annotation, molecular function: iron ion binding; oxidoreductase activity, acting on paired donors, with incorporation or reduction of molecular oxygen; heme binding. The record is from RefSeq and is a predicted model, not a curated record. The transcript has 10 exons. Bases 1178 to 2797 code for a protein of 539 amino acids.